GUGACUAAUGCUGGCUAAACUUCAGAAUAUCCGAAUGCUAGCUGGAAGACGUCCUUUUAGACAGGGAUUAUUUCAAGUUUUCAGCAGAUUCCAUGUUGCGGUGUUUCUGUGCAGUAACAGAUCACAGAAGACGUCAGUGAUACCUCGUCAGCUUCUUUCUUGCUCUUACCACAUUUUGACGUCAUCUCUGAUCUGUGAUCUACAUGUCCUACUGAACAGACGCUUGGCAACAUAGAGCCUAAAAUUCCGAAAAACUGGAGAACCAUUGCGAGAUGCAGCCACUAGAGGGCGCAUACAUUCACUCCGACGAAGGGCUAGCGCUCGAAACGUCAGCUUUUGUAAUCGUUACGAAUGCAGUCAAAUUUUGAGGUGAACAUACAGCAUAUUCAAGAUGCUGCAAAAAGAAUUGAGCCAUUUGUACACAAAACCCCAGUGAUGACAUCUGGAACUCUUGACAGAAUGGCUGGCAGAGCCAUUCAUUUUAAGUGUGAAAUCUUCCAAAAAAUAGGUGCUUUCAAGAUCAGAGGGGCAAUGAAUGCUGUUAUUCAGCUGUUAAAUUCUCUGCCUGAUGGUCAGAAACCUGUGUUGGUCACUCACAGUAGUGGAAACCAUGCUCAGGCAAUUGCUCUGUCAUCAAAAAUCAUGGGACUACAGGCUGUUAUUGCUAUGCCAAUAAAUGCACCCUCAGUUAAGAAGGCUGCAGUAAGAGAUUAUGGUGCUACUAUUGUUGACUGUGGUGCAUCAGCUGAGGACAGGGAAGCAACUUCUCAAAGAAUCCUUCAAGAGACAAGUAAUUCCUAUCUUAUACCUCCAUUUGACCAUCCUCAUAUUAUUGCUGGCCAGGGUACUAUUGGUGUGGAAUUAUUGGAACAGGUACCAAACUUGGAUGCAAUAGUUGUUCCAGUUGGUGGCGGUGGCAUGCUGAGUGGGAUUGCUAUUGCUGUCAAAGCUUUGAAGCCUGCCAUUAAAAUUUAUGCUGCUGAACCUGCAAAUGCUGAUGACUGUGCUAAAUCAUUUGCUGCAAAUGAAAGGAUUCCACUCCAAGGCCCUCCUUGUACUAUAGCUGAUGGAUUGAGGACUAGUAUAGGCCAUGUAACAUGGCCAAUCAUAAAAGACAAUGUAACUGAUGUCAUAACUGUCACAGAAGAAGAAAUCAUAGCUGCAAUGAGGAUACUGUGGGAAAGAAUGAAGCUUUUAAUUGAGCCAUCAGCAGCUGUGGGUGUGGCAGCUGUUUUGUCAGAGAGAUUCAAAGCACUCCCUAAUCUGAACAAUGUUGCUGUUGUGUUAUGUGGUGGCAAUGUAGACCUUGAUAAUCUCCCUUGGAAGAAGUAACAAGUGUAAUUCAGUUUUUUCCAGGGGAGAAAUCCAAACAAAAUAAAUUUAACUAUGAAUUAGCCUGCAUUGCUGGCAUCUUAUUAGGGAGAGUUAAUGUUGAGAGGCUUGCGAUUGCUUAUUCAUCCAGCCAUGAUUGAGUCAACUGUGGGUGGAGGGUGUGAAGAAAGGCAAGAUAAUUAACUGGGUACUUGCCAGCCAAAAUCACACUUGCUCUGCAGACUAACUAUAAAGUUCAAUUUCCCAUGGGAUUGUUAAAAUUGGUCUAGUAAUAAAAGAUAUUGCAUUUUCUAUGUUCAGCUGGAAUGUUAUACUAGGCAGUGAUAUAUGCCACCCACAGGGUAAAGCGUGCAAUUGAGAUUGACAUAGCUGCUGUUAUCCCAAUCUUUGUACAUUGAAGUAACUCAAGGUAUGUCACUCCUCCUCAAAGAGAAUAGAAAAUAUUGCACGCUAGUCCAUCACCAGUUAACUACUGCAUAUGAUUGGGCUUCCACAAGUUUGCCAGAAUACUCUAGCCCUUAGCGUGUCACUCAAAUCUUUUCAUCAAGAGUUUAGCAUGCUAACCAUUGCAUUCCCCCCAAAAUUUAUUGGAUAAAAUAUUCUUGGUUUUCACAUGGCAUCCUCAAAAUCAAAAAUUAAGGAACUAUUAAUCCUUUUAAGAUUUUAUUUUAGCUAUUAGAACAGUUGAAUACUUAUCUUUUUACAAUUUUUCAGUUUGAUAGGGUUUUUCAAUGUUGAAUCUCUAAGCUGUUGUGUGACAUGAUCUUAAAGUGGUGGCCAAGAAUGCUGUCAUGUAAGGUAAAAGAAAAGUGACGUAGCGGCUUAGAUUUUGCAAUCUGAACAAUCUGUGAAUGGGAAAGGGCACUGAAUAGAUGUUUAAGAUGACUACAGGCUCUUUAUAGCAAAACUCCAUGACACGUGUUUGUUAGCUUCUGGCUGCUAUACUCGAGUCCCUCAGAGGAACACAAACAUGGCAUCCCCCAAUUAAGCCUUAAAAUUUGAUUAAAACAGUUCUUCUUAUAACUCCUUUGUGAAACAAGACUAUUUCAGUAUUCAUCUUCUAUUAUCUCUUUGAUUCUUGACUUUAUUUGUUGAAUGGUUUUGAUGAUGGUGUGACAUUGUAAACUAGCAAUUUAGUAAAUUUGUGAAUGACAUUUACAGGCUUCUCCACAGCAACAUCUUGCCAACAUGUAAUAAUUAACCAAAGUGGAGGUGAAUUAUUGUUUUAGUAUAUACCACACAGAAAUCAAAACAUAAUUUAUUUUAAUUUAUGGAAAAAUUGUAAGAAAAUUUAACUCUUGACGCGCAAUGUUGACUCAUCAGCUGCUCGGAGGUGAAUAUUACUUCCAAACCAGCCAGUCAGUGCAUGUGGAAUGCACUAUUCACAAAACCAAGGUCUGAGUCACCUGCUGAAGCGAUAGGCUAAAGCAGAUAACACAGACAUGAUGGUUGAUAAUUCAUGAUAUCAUGCAGAAACCAAACUUAAUAAUAGCUUUAAUUUCAUAUUUUUUUUAAACAAUUUUCAAAGGGGACACUGCACAGACAACAGGCUUGGAAACUAGGCAGGCAUGCAAUACAUGCAACAAGUAAUUAUUGCAUAAUCAUGUCAACUUAACACACCAUUGUAUAUUGAUUGAAUGCUAUCAACCAAUCAGAUCUUUCAAAGUAAGUCAUGUAUGAUAACAAAAGUACAUGGAAAAUAAAUUACUACAAAAUUUUUA
Molecule: messenger RNA, 3053 nt
Organism: Stylophora pistillata
Lineage: Eukaryota; Metazoa; Cnidaria; Anthozoa; Scleractinia; Pocilloporidae
Product: serine racemase
Biological process (GO): D-serine biosynthetic process
Molecular function (GO): threonine racemase activity; pyridoxal phosphate binding; L-serine ammonia-lyase activity
Source: RefSeq, a predicted model, not a curated record